Messenger RNA from Neoarius graeffei (lesser salmon catfish), 5731 nucleotides. RefSeq lists its product as uncharacterized. Gene Ontology annotation, molecular function: ATP hydrolysis activity. The transcript has 18 exons. Lineage: Eukaryota; Metazoa; Chordata; Actinopteri; Siluriformes; Ariidae. Bases 804 to 3497 code for a protein of 897 amino acids. Gene Ontology annotation, cellular component: PML body; nucleus. Gene Ontology annotation, biological process: regulation of apoptotic process; innate immune response; inflammatory response. The record is from RefSeq and is a predicted model, not a curated record.
CGCCCUAUAUAAGGAGGGAGAGCAGACAGCAGAGGAGCUCAACCCUGAACGAGACACUCGUCAUGUGUGUGUGUCUGUUUGAAUUGUUAGACUGAAAAGUGUGACAAUAAACGCUAAGUUGGACCUGAUCUCUGUCCUGCCGUCCUCUGUGCUCCACCCACCAGUAUUGAACUACUACAGGACCAUUGGAGGAUUUCCUUGUUUUGCCAAGAUAUCAGAGGGUCGUGGAGCUGUAACCAAUGGUAACCCAGGAUGAUAUCGUGGUUAACUGUAGAAGUCACAAAAAGUGAAAUGAGUUCAGAAUGGAGAGCUCCUACUUGGAUGUGAACAGGAGUGGUUCUAGUUGUGACGAAACCAUCUCCUAUUGGUCCUCUGUUGAUGGUCCUGAUGCUGAGUGGACUCUGCAGAGGGGUUGUGGACAGGUUGAACUCCUGGAUGAUCAAACUGUCGAUGAAGUUCCCCUCCGCCCCAAGUCAACAAAUGCAGAUAACACAUUGGUCGAGGCUGGCAGUUUCAACAACACAGGUACUUUCAGUGAUUGUGAGUUAAAUUUUCUCACCAGACUCACCACGUCAGGAGCAGGCUCAGAGUUGUUGUUGCAAGUAGGGCGGACUGGACACUGUGUUAUAUGAUGGUUGGAACACCCACAAUAGAAGCAUAGCCCCUCAUCAUGACUUCUUUCUCAUUUAGAGCAUUUCAGCCUAGUUUGAGAAACCUCCAUGGGUGCGGAUGCAUUCGCUGACUGAACUGGUCUGGUGUCUUCCUUGAGAGAGGGUCGGCUGGAAAGUAGAUGAUCCAGUCAAAUGGCAAGGUGUCUGAGGGAGUCCAAAGUGAGAUGUUCAUCUCUACAAGCCAGGUCACUCAAUAUUUCGGGACGAAGACCUUGGCGAAACACUGCUUUCAGAGCUGGCUCAUUCCAUUCACUAGCGGCUGCAAGAGUUUGGAAAUCCAGUGCAUACUCGGCUACUCCCCUAACCCCUUGGAUGAUGACAUACUGCAGUAUCCUGUACCUGAAGCCAAAAAUGCAGAUCAUCCUUCAAGACCUGGAUGUGGAAACCCUUUAUUUCCCAGACACUCUAGCAAUGGUUCACAUGGACACAUACAAACCUGCUUGUUAUAAAAAGGGAACGAAAAUCAUAUUUGGCUUCAACACAAAGAGCAAAGAACAUUACGGAUUGAUGAUGUACCACAAUAACCGCCUCAUCAAAGCUUAUGAGCGUGUCCCCUGUCAGCGCAAGGCCAACAACACAGGAGAGGGAGUUAUUGGGGUGAUAGAAUGUGACUACCUCAAACCAACUCACAAUAAGCAGGACUUUGAUGAUACUGAAGAGUACAGGAACACCAUGACGAAUGUAAGUAAAAAGCUAAAGGAUUAUUGGAAAGACUAUUGUUAUGACUGGACUGGAACUGUUAAGGAUACUGUCGAGCGAAAACAGAAGCUGCAGCAGGAGAAUAGACGGCAUGUCAUGCAGAGCAGUAAUUCACCUUCUAAUAAUUUUUCAGCUCAGGACAACUCUCUCUCUACUUUUUCCAAAAGGAAGAAGAAAUCCCUAGACCUGAGUCAAGAGAACCCAGAGAAAAAGAAAGCUAGAGGAAAAGGUUUUGACAAAAACAUGUCAGAUAUAUCAACAUCUGCUAUGUUCAAGAAUGCUUGUGAUGCGAAUAAAGGAGAACACAAAGAUAUUAAAACAGCACCGAAGAAUGAAAGCAAGGAUGUGAUUGACAAGAGCAUGAUGAAAAAGGAGGAGAGCAAACAAAUCACACAGACCAGCUUUGAGGACCAGCAGAACUACAAAGCGCUGUAUGUGCAGGUCAUGGAGGCAAUAAAGCACCUCCAAGACAAGCUGAGAGAGCUGAAAAAAGAGCUAAAGAAAGAGGGAGUGGACCCCAAGAUGAACAGUCUAGAAUAUGAGAAGUGCACAUUGUUGAACUCCUGUGAGAGCCUGCAGAAAGAUUUAGAAGAAAUGAAGACAGAAAAUGUGGAGGUCAGUGUGGAAGAUUAUGCAGCACCUUCAAUAGAAACCUCCAACCCAGGAACAGGAAAAGAAUCACUGCUUCAGAUAUGGAAGGAUGAGACGCAGGAAAGAUCAGGGAACAAGAGAGGACACGAUGAUAAAAACAUGCCGUCACCUCUCAGGUUAAAAGAACUCAGACAAAGAGUGACAUGUCUCCUGGCCACCAUGAUCCCACCUCGAAAGCUUGAAUGGGUCAUCGAUGAGAUUCUCACACAGGUUAUGGAUGAGAUCUCCCCUAGAGGGGCAGCAGUGUUGACCAAAGGAGCAGAAUUUCAAGAACUUCCUUCAUCAUUCGAAGAAGGAAGAGAAGAAGAAAAUUGCUCAAUAUCUCCACAGCAUCCUUACAACAGCCAUCCCUCAUCAGUCACAGAUGUAUUCAUUCCUGAACUGGCUAAACACUGCGCUGACAGUGGUGCAUACAGAUUUUUAUGUUCUCAUGCUGGUCAGUUUCACUGUAAAUUGACCAACCUUGUAUUUGAGAUGAAAGGUAAAUGUGAAGUGCUGUACAAAAUAGUGCCCUGGGAUAACAGUCUGCUGCAGGGCAUGGAUCAGUUCCAUCCUGCAGGACCCCUGUACAACAUCGACUGCUCUAAAGGUUCAAUUCUUCAUCUGCAUCUCCCACACUGCGAGAUACAUACUGCUCCUUGCAGCACUGCAUAUGUUCCAGAUGAAAAUCAGAUUGAACUGUCCGUGGCACAUUUCAGCGAGGGUAAUGUGGAGAUCAUUCAGCCUCUGGAAGUGACAAAUACACAUGUGAUCAUCAAAGUCCAAAAUCUGUCCCCCUUUGGCCUGCUUAAAAAAUGGUUCUUUCCGGAAAUGCCCAUCAGUGCCCAAGUUCUACUCUUCUCCGAAAAAAUGGAAGCAGUGAAAAAACUACACAUUCACCUCUUGCCAAACAAUGUGCCAGUUAAAGAGGUGCAGAAUCAACAUGAGGGUGACACAUACAUUAAGUGUAGCUCCAAAUGUCAACUGACCCCUGGUGAAAAAUACAGACCACUCUGUGAGCCUUAUGUAUCUCAGCCAAAGGUUCAGACAUUUAGCUGUGACUUUGGCCCCAACUAUCACCCCAUAUUUGAAGUGAUCCUUGAUCCCAAGGUUAAAGACCUCACAUUGAGUAUUUUAGAUGAAAUUGGCCAGGAGGUGUGGGAGCCUCGUCGGGUCUUUCUACCAGCUGCUAGUCGAGAAGCAGUUCCAGUCAGAAUAGAUCAAGGUGCUGAAUUUGUAGAUAAACACAGAGACACACUCAUACAGAAAGUUUCAUCAGUAAUGGAAAUAGCAGAUACUUUACUCACCAAGAAUAUCAUCAGGAAAGAAAACUACAGUGAAAUCUUUAAUGCAUCAACAUCACAGGAAAAAAUGAGGAUAUUGUACAGAUGUCUUGACUCAGGAGGAAUGGAAACGAAAGCAGAGUUCUACAGACUCGUAAAGAAGAAGGAGCCUUUUCUAGUUCAUGACCUGGAAUCUAGAUCAAAUAAUGCAUAGAUGAUCCUCAAAGGAGACUUUUACACUCUGAAAUGUGAAUCAAAGUUAAGAUCCCAGUAGUGGUUAGUACAAGCACAUACUCAUUUCCUGCAUAAACAUAGAAUUCUGCAGAACACAAGCACAUAUUUCUUUGCAUAUUUUUAAUCAAUAUUUUUAGAUAAUGAAGAUAGACAAAGGCAUAGCCUAUGUUACAUCAAAAUCAACUACCCAAACAUUUUUACCAACCCCUUCCUUGACUUGGUGCUUUAUAUUUUGUACUUUUUCUGAAAAACAAAUUUGGGUGCAUUUAUGAACUCUUAAUUGAUAUGUACAGCUACUCUAUAUCUAGACAAUCUAGAGAGCCUAAAUAAAUAAAAUAUCUACAGUUAAUUACAGGUUUAAGAAUUUUGUUGAUUAUCUCCGUUAUAUUUUAAUCUAUAAAUAUUUCCAGUGAAAUGGGUGAUAAAUGUAGAAGAGACAGGACCAGUAAAAUGUUUGGACACACCUACUCAUUUAGGCAGCUGGGCCAUAGAAGGUUCACGCUGCAUGCUGCACGCUACACGCAUGUAAAGAAAAGUGGACAAACGUAGCAUGACUUGCUGCACGCUGCACACUUCACGCGUGAAGCGAGAAAUGAACAUGCACACUUUUUUUCUAGGCGUGAAGAUGGAAAUUCCAGUCAAUGCAUGCGGUCACCGCCGCGCCAGCCAAUCAGAACGGGUCUACGGAGAUAACUCUAUGCUUUCAGGGGAAAACUUCAGAAAAAAUAUAAUUGAAUGGUAUAAUUGAAAAAUAGUUCUUCAUCGGGAUUGUCAAGCAGAUUAUAGAAUGUUCGGUGAAAUUCACCACGGGUUUCUCUCAGAAGGAAGUGUUCUCGGCUCCAAAUUCUGUUCCUUUUUCUCUUCCUCUGUCUCAGUAAAAGCAGAAUGAGGCAAUCGUCGUCAUCCGAAGAGUCCAUAUUGUUGGUUACUCGGUCAAAGUAGAACAGACGCAACACGUGAACAUCCAAGCAUGAAGUUUAAUGGCCCAGGGUCCGGUUCUUCACGUGAACGUGUAGCGUGCAGCAUGCAGCGUGAACCUUCUAUGGCCCAGCAGCCUUACAGGUGUCAGGACGCGGUGAGAGGCGGAUGUGCAGAAUUAUAUUUAUUCAGAUUGUGCAAGCACACACACACACACACACACACACACACACACACACACACACACACACACACAGGCAAACAGUCCAAUUUGGCAGACAGACUCAUAAACAUGAAACCAAGCGAAAGGUCGGGCGAGGCACAAACAGGAUAUCAUAUGCAUGAGAAAACAGGAACAAGGAACCGGAAACCCAAGAAAUAAGGCUCGAUAAUGCCUAUUAACGUCACGUAAAACUUUGCCCCAGGUGUGCGUCUAAGCACAUAUUGCUCCUCAAUCAUGUGCAGGUGUGUGUCGUUAACAGAACGUGUGCGAGAGGUCACUUGACACGUGCGCUUUCCAGAACGCGCCAGAGAGUUCUUCAGGUGUGCGCGCCAAAGAGCGCCGGAGUGACAAUAAUUUAGUCACAAUCCAGAAAUUUUUCUACAUUGUAGAACAAAACUAUGAAAAAACAUGGAACGUAUAUGGAGUUAUGUGAUAAAUAAAAGUCCCAAUACGUUUCGUGUUUUAGAUUCUUCCAAGUAGCCACCGUUUACCUUGAUGCUUUGCACACUACUGGCAUUAUCUUAACCAGCUUCAUGAGGUAGUCACCUGGAAUGCUUUUCAGUUCACAAGUGUGCCUCCUCAAAAGUUAAUUAGUGGAAUUUCUUGCCUUCUGAAUACAUUUGAGAUCAAACUGUAAAUAGUAAACAAAUAUACAGAAAAAACUUUUUUAUUAUUGUUAUGUUUUGUCCAUGUUUGUUGUGCUUUUAUAAUAAAUAAAAAUGUAACCAGUGUAAGUUUGAUGCAUGUAACAGUUUCCUUGUAUUUGGCCUGGAGGUGUGUAUACUGAUCCUACUGCAUCUUGUGUUUGCUCAUCUUCAGCAUCUUUUUUGCUUCUCUGAUAGGAUCAAGGUGAAGGUGGUAACAUGUAUAAUUUAAUAUGCACCUCAUUUUGCCAGUGUAGCAUCUGAAUUUUCAACAGAUUGCAGAGGGUAGAAUUCAUUGCCUGGCUUUUUUUUGCUUUUGCUUUUUUCAAAUAUAGGUGCCACUGGCACUAAUGUGUCAGUUAACUCAGUUUUGUAACAAUAUAUACACAACCCCUGAUAAUAUAUGAAUAAAAUAUUUUAUUCUCUGUG